This is a messenger RNA of Colias croceus (clouded yellow), 636 nucleotides long. RefSeq names its product ubiquitin-fold modifier-conjugating enzyme 1 (gene Ufc1). Gene Ontology annotation, biological process: protein K69-linked ufmylation. The transcript has 4 exons. The coding region runs from base 87 to 596 and encodes 169 amino acids. Lineage: Eukaryota; Metazoa; Arthropoda; Insecta; Lepidoptera; Pieridae. The record is from RefSeq and is a predicted model, not a curated record. Gene Ontology annotation, cellular component: cytoplasm. Gene Ontology annotation, molecular function: UFM1 conjugating enzyme activity.
ACUUGUUUUUGUGGUGGGCACUGUGUCGUUGAUUUAUUAAUAUAUUAAAGUUUUCUUUAUUAAAACUAUGUUAUAAACUUUUGAAAAUGGUGGACGAAGGUACUAGGAAGACUUUAGGCAGCAUUCCCUUGCUGAAAACAAAAGCAGGUCCAAGAGAUAAGGAAUUAUGGACGACCCGAUUAAAGGAAGAAUAUCAAGCUCUCAUUAAGUAUGUCCAAAACAACAAAGAAGCAGAUAAUGAUUGGUUUCGACUAGAGUCAGAUAAAACAGGCACCCGCUGGUUCGGCAAGUGUUGGUACAUUCAUAACUUGCUGAAAUAUGAGUUCGAUCUUGAAUUUGAUAUACCCGUGACCUACCCGACCACAGCACCAGAGAUAGCGCUUCCCGGGCUCGACGGGAAAACGGCGAAAAUGUACAGGGGCGGUAAAAUAUGUUUGACCGACCAUUUUAAGCCGCUAUGGGCGAGAAACGUACCUAAGUUUGGUAUAGCACACGCUAUGGCUUUGGGGUUGGGUCCAUGGCUAGCAGUAGAAAUUCCCGAUUUGAUAGAAAAGGGGGUAGUUAAAUAUCAAGAGAAAUCAGAAGAAGCGAAAUGACCUGUAUAUUAUAUUGUUAUAUUAAAUAUUUUUUUACUUA